Closterium sp. Naga37s-1 is the source of this 5082-nucleotide messenger RNA. NCBI's taxonomy places the organism in Eukaryota, Viridiplantae, Streptophyta, Zygnematophyceae, Desmidiales, Closteriaceae. The record is from the annotation of a GenBank genome assembly.
AUGGCUACAGCAAGCGCUCCUAUCGUUUUGAAGGAGGCCCUCAGCUUGACAAAUCUGGGGGUCAAUCAACAGUUCAUCUCCUUCACUCAUGUCACGAUGGAGUCCGAUAAGUAUAUUUGCGUCAGGGAAACAGCUCCGUCGAACAGCGUUGUCAUCAUUGACAUGGCGAUGCCAAUGCAGCCUUUGAGGAGGCCUAUCACUGCUGACUCAGCAUUGAUGAAUCCUGAGAGCAAAAUCUUGGCGCUCAAGGCUUUGAUUCAAGGGACGACACAAGAUCACUUGCAGAUUUUUAACAUCGAGGCUAAGGCUAAAAUCAAAUCGUACCAGAUGCCAGAGCAGGUUGUGUACUGGAAGUGGAUCUCCAACAAAGUUCUCGGCCUCGUAACUCUGACAUCUGUUUACCACUGGUCGAUCGAAGGAGAGGGAGAGCCCGUUAAGAUGUUCGAGCGGACUGCGAACUUGAACGGUAACCAGAUUAUCAACUACCGGAGUGAUCCCUCUGGCAAAUGGCUUGUUUUGAUCGGCAUCGCCCCUGGUGCUCCUGAGCGUCCACAACUCGUCAAGGGAAAUAUGCAGCUCUUUUCCGUGGAUCAGCAAAAGAGUCAGGCAUUGGAAUCGCACGCAGCUGCGUUUGCCUCUGUGAAGGUGCCAGGAAACGACACUCCGUCCCUGGUCAUUGCGUUUGCCACCAAGACUAUCACUGGCGGACAGCUUAUUUCGAGGUUGCACAUUAUCGAGCUUGGUGCUCAACCAGGUCGCGUUCCUUUCACAAAGAAGCAGGCCGACCUGUUCUUCCCGCCAGAUUUCGCUGAUGACUUUCCGGUCGCCAUGCAGGUGUCAGCGAAGUUCGGCCUGGUGUAUGUCGUCACCAAGUUGGGCCUGCUCUUUGUGUACGACCUCGAGUCCGCCACGGCAGUCUACCGCAACCGCAUCAGCCCCGACCCCAUCUUCCUGGCCGCCGAUGCUCCCAGCGUGGGCGGUUUCUACGCCGUGAAUCGCCGCGGGCAGGUGCUGCUUGCCACGGUGAACGAGCAGACCAUCGUCCCGUUCGUCAGCGGCCAGCUCAACAACCUGGAGCUCGCUAUCAACCUUGCGCGCCGCGGGAACCUCCCUGGUGCCGAGAACCUGGUCGUGCAAAGGUUCCAGGAGCUGUUCUCGCAGAUGAAGUACAAGGAAGCUGCGGAUUUGGCUGCUGAGUCGCCCCAGGGAAUUCUUCGUACACCUGAGACGGUGGCUAAGUUCCAGAGCGUUCCCGUGCAACCGGGGCAGACCUCUCCCCUGCUGCAGUACUUCGGCACGCUGCUCACCAAGGGCAAGCUGAACGCGUUUGAGUCGCUGGAGCUGUCGCGUCUGGUGGUGAACCAGAACAAGAAGAACCUCCUGGAGAACUGGCUGAACGAGGACAAGCUGGAGUGCAGCGAGGAGCUCGGUGACCUUGUCAAGCCUGUGGAUGGGGACAUGGCACUGAAGGUGUACAUCAAGUGCCGUGCCACGCCCAAGGUCAUUGCGUCCUUCGCUGAGCGCGGGGAGUUUGACAAGAUCCUCGUGUACUCCAAGCAAGUCGGGUACAACCCCGACUACCUCUGGCUCAUGCAGACCAUGCUGCGCAGCAACCCUCAGGGAGCGUUGAACUUCGCCCUGAUGAUGGCGCAAAUGGAGGGAGGCUCGCCUCUCGACUACAACACCAUCACUGACCUCUUCCUCCAGAGGAACAUGAUUCGCGAGGCGACUUCCUUCCUGCUGGAUGUGCUCAAGCCUAACCUGCCAGAGCAUGCCAUGCUGCAGACCAAGGUGCUGGAGAUCAACCUGGUGACCUUCCCAAACGUGGCUGACGCCAUUCUCGCCAAUGGCAUGUUCUCGCACUACGACCGCCCUCGCAUUGCCCAGCUUUGCGAGAAGGCAGGCCUCUACAUUCGUGCUAUCCAGCACUACACGGACCUGUCUGACAUCAAGCGUGUCAUCAUCAACACUCAUGCCAUUGAGCCUCAGUCCCUGGUGGAGUUCUUCGGCACGCUGUCCAAGGAGUGGGCGCUGGACUGCAUGAAGGAGCUGCUGCUGGUGAACAUGCGCGGCAACCUGCAGAUCGUCGUACAGGUGGCCAAGGAGUUCGCGGAGCAGCUGGGCAUGGACAACUGCGUGAAGCUCUUCGAGCAGUUCAAGUCCUACGAGGGGCUCUUCUUCUUCCUGGGCGCCUACAUGUCCACCAGCGAGGACCCCGAGAUCCACUUCAAGUAUGUCGAGGCGGCGGCGAAAACUGGGCAGAUCAAGGAGGUGGAGCGGAUCACUCGCGAGUCCUCUGUGUACGAGCCCGAGCGCAUGAAGAACUUCCUCAUGGAGGCCAAGCUGCCUGAUGCUCGCCCGCUUAUUAAUGUCUGCGACCGCUUCAACUUUGUUCCCGAUCUCACACACUACCUGUACACGAACAACAUGCUGCGGUACAUCGAGGGCUACGUGCAGAAGGUGAACCCCAGCAACUCUGCGCUGGUGGUCGGGCAGCUUCUGGAUGACGAGUGCGCGGAGGACUUCAUCAAGAAUUUGAUUCUGUCGGUGCGCUCGCUGAUCCCGGUGGAGCCGCUGGUGGAGGAGGUGGAGAAGCGCAACCGGCUGCGGCUGCUGACGCAGUUCCUGGAGCAUUUGGUCAGUGAGGGCAGCCAGGACGUGCACGUUCACAACGCGCUGGGGAAGAUCAUCAUUGAUACCAACAACAACCCCGAGCACUUCCUCACGACCAACCCGUUCUACGACUCGCGCGUGGUGGGCAAGUACUGCGAGAAGCGCGACCCCACGCUGGCUGUGGUGGCGUACAAGCGCGGGCUGUGCGACGAGGAGCUCAUCGCUGUCACCGCCAAGAACUCCCUCUUCAAGCUGCAGGCCAGGUAUGUUGUGGAGCGCAUGGAGCCUGAGCUGUGGGCCAUUGUCCUCACUCCUGAGAACGAGUACCGCCGCCAGCUCAUCGACCAGGUCGUGUCCACGGCGCUGCCAGAGAGCAAGAACCCCGACCAAGUGUCAGUGACGGUGAAGGCGUUCAUGACGGCCGACCUGCCCCACGAGCUCAUCGAGCUGCUCGAGAAGAUCGUGCUGCAGAACUCGGCAUUCAGCGGCAACCCCAACCUGCAGAACCUGCUCAUCCUCACGGCCAUCAAGGCGGACAAGACGCGCGUCAUGGACUACGUCAACCGCCUCGACAACUUCGACGGGCCCGCCGUCGGCGAGAUCGCCGUGGGCAGCGAGCUCUACGAGGAGGCCUUCGCCAUCUUCAAGAAGUUCAACCUGAAUGUCCCAGCCGUGAACGUCCUCCUGGAUAACAUCAACAGCAUUCCCCGCGCGGUCGAGUUCGCCAACCGUGUAGAGGAGCCUGAGGUGUGGUCACAGGUGGGGAAAGCACAGCUGCGGGAGGAUCUGCUCUCCGAGGCCAUCGCCUCGUUCAUCCGCGCGGGCGACGGGUCCCAGUUCCACGAGGUCAUCCGAGCCUCGGAGCGUGUGGACGCGUACGCCGACCUGGUGGAGUACCUGCUCAUGGUGCGCAAGACCGUCAAGGACCCCAAGGUGGACCAGGAGCUCGUGUACGCCUACGCCAAGAUCGAGAAGCUCGACGCCAUCGAGGAGUUUAUUGCUCUGCCCAACGUCGCAAACCUGCAGAGCGUGGGCGACCGGCUGUUUGACGAGGAGCUGUACGAGGCUGCGCGGAUUAUCUUCCAGCACAUCUCCAACUGGGGCCGGCUGGCCAGCACGCUUGUGCGCCUGCAGCAGUUCCAGGCGGCGGUGGACGCGGCGCGCAAGGCCAACAGCGCGCGCGUGUGGAAGGAGGUGUGCUUUGCCUGUGUGGACGCGGAGGAGUUCCGUCUCGCGCAGAUCUGCGGGCUGAACAUCAUCGUCCAGGUGGACGAUAUGGAGGAGGUCAGCGACUACUACCAGAACCGCGGUCGCUUUGACGAGGUCAUGUCGCUCAUGGAGAGCGGGCUGGGGCUGGAGCGUGCCCACAUGGGGAUUUUCACAGAGCUGGGGAGUCUGUAUGCGCGCUACCGCCCUGAGAAGCUGAUGGAACACCUGAAGCUGUUCUCCACGCGCAUCAACAUCCCGAAGCUCAUCCGCGUGUGCGACGAGCAGCAGCACUGGAAGGAGCUCACGUUCCUGUACAUCACGUAUGACGAGUUUGACAACGCCUCCACCACCAUCAUGAGCCACUCGCCCGAGGCCUGGGAGCAUGCACAGUUCAAGGACGUGGUGGUGAAGGUGGCGAAUCUGGAGAUCUACUACCGCGCCAUCCUCUUCUACCUGCAAGAGCACCCCGACCUCAUUAACGACCUCCUCACCGUGCUUGCUCCCCGUGUUGACCAUGCCCGCGUCGUCGACCUCAUGCGCAAGUCGGGCAACCUGCCGCUGGUGAAGCCGUACCUGGUGACGGUGCAGAGUGUGAACGUGGCGGCGGUGAACGAGGCGCUCAACAACCUGUACAUCGAGGAGGAGGACUACGAGCGCCUGCGCGAGUCCAUCGACAUGCACGACAACUUCGACCAGAUCUCCCUCGCCCAGAGGAUCGAGAAGCACGAGCUGCUGGAGUUCAGGCGCAUAGCGGCGUUCAUCUACAAGAUGAGUGGGCGCUGGCGGGCGUCGCUGGCGCUGUCCAAGGCGGACAAGCUGUACAAGGACGCCAUGGAGACCGCCUCCCAGUCCGGCGACAGGGAGCUCGCAGAGGAGUUGCUCAAUUACUUCCUCGAGGAGGACAAGAAGGAGUGCUUUGCAGCGUGCCUGUACACGUGCUACGAUCUGCUGCGCCCAGACGUGGUGGUGGAGCUGGCAUGGCUCAACAACAUGCAGGACUAUGUCAUGCCCUACCUCAUUCAGUUUGUGCGUGAGUACUCGAGCAAGGUGGAUGAGCUGGUGAAAGACAAGGAGGCAGCCAAGAAGGAGGUGGAGAAGAAGGCCAAGGAGGAGAAGGAGGUCAUCGCCCAAGCGAACAUGUACCAAACGCUCAUGCCACUCGCGUUGCCAGCGCCUCCCAUGCCCGGUCAAGGCAUGGAUGGUGGUGCGUUCGGUGGUGCCCCUCCCAUGCUGGCCUAUGGCAUGCCGCCCAUGUACUGA